CAGGUCUUUAGAGACAUACGUAGAACAAGUUACUCGGUACUGGAAAAAAAAUCGUUCGAAUUCAGAAAAGGAGUUUUUUUUGUGUGUUAAUGAAGAUUAAAAGAAAACAAAUCCAGAAAGGAACGCGAUAUUUUUUCCUAAAGCCACCAAAUCGGAAAGCAGUGUGAAUGUUAUUGGCCGACUGUCUUGGGCAGGCGAAAGCUGUCACACUGAAGGAAGGGAAAUUGUGCCUUUUCUUUUCAGAAUGUCCUCCUGUAUGUUUCAGUACUGUGCUCAAGCGCAAUAAGUAGGUUGAUAGCUUUUAUCAUUUUUCGUUAACAAAAGAGGCAGGGAAAGUACAUAAGGCUGCUAUGCGUUUACACCGUGUAUUGCAAACGUAACACAUGUACUGUAGGUUAUUCAAAAUUUCUUGAAAGAUACGGCGGAGACGGCUUUCAAGCACUCGCAUUCUCAAACGUCGUCUUAAGCUUCUGCUUGAUUUUUGUAGCACCUAGGUAUUACAUUUCUUAGAGUUUUUUUAACUUGUUUUUUUAAGGAAGGUGGGGGUAAGCGGGCAAGUCAUUAAUGUUGAACGCCGGCGUCGAUGAGACAGCCAGACAACCACAACUUCGCAUUAAAACCAGGUGCCUGAUGGUUUUGAAAGUCGUGAGGCUCAACCUCUCCAUUGACAAGGCUGAACUGUGCCAGGUUAUAGCUCCGCGGAAAAGGAUCACGAGCACCUGAAGUACUGUACGCCUUCCCAAGUCCGGCAUUUAUUGCCAGUGUCCGCUGCUAGGAUGCCCAUAUUUCUGCUACUUCUUCAGUGCCAGUUUCCUUCCAUUGUCCCAAAACCUGCUGCCCAGGUGUAGGUGGCUCCAAAACUCUGUCCCAGCUGACAGCAGGAGACUAAGUGAAAGCAGAAGGGAUUCCAAAUGGCCAACUAUACAUACACAAAUGCCUCUCAAGGCAAUGACACAGGUUUCAUACUUCCAGAAAGCCCCUACAAGACAGUGGAGGUUGUUUUUAUUGUUCUCGUGGCAGGAUCACUUAGUCUGGUCACAGUUAUUGGGAAUAUCCUGGUCAUGGUUUCCAUUAAGGUAAACAGGAACUUGCAAACUGUCAACAACUACUUCCUCUUCAGUCUGGCUUGUGCUGACCUUAUCAUUGGAGUUUGUUCCAUGAAUCUGUACACAGUAUACACUGUCAUUGGCUACUGGCCCCUUGGGCCUGUUGUCUGUGAUCUGUGGUUAGCCCUCGAUUACGUGGUCAGCAAUGCCUCAGUAAUGAACCUGCUCAUCAUCAGUUUUGACCGCUAUUUUUGUGUCACUAAGCCUCUCAGCUACCCAGUUAAGAGAACCACAAAGAUGGCUGGUAUGAUGAUUGCUGCAGCCUGGGUCCUGUCUUUUAUCCUCUGGGCUCCAGCUAUUCUGUUCUGGCAAUUCAUAGUUGGGGGGCGAACUGUACCUGAAAGAGAGUGUUACAUCCAAUUUUUCUCCAAUGCUGCAGUCACCUUCGGCACAGCCAUCGCAGCUUUUUACCUGCCUGUCAUCAUUAUGAUGGUUCUCUACUGGCAGAUCUCCAUGGCCAGCAAAAGCCGCAUAAAGAAGGAUCAUAGGAAACCUUCUGGCAACCAGGAGGCUUUCUCCCCAAGUUUGGUGCGGGGACAAAUUGUCAAACCCAACAACAAUAAUGUGAAUGCAGAGGAAGUAGAAAGGGAGCAGGUCCUGAAUCAGAAUCAGAAUCAACACCUGGCCAACCAACAUGACGGAAAGCUUCAAAAUGGUAAAGCCCCUUCUACAACAGGAGAAGAUGGAGGUAUGGAGACCUGUGGCCAAGGGGAAGAGAAGGAGAGCUCCAAUGAUUCCACCUCAGUUAGUGCUGUGGCUUCCAACCUGAAGGAUGAGGAGUCAGUGUUGCCUGCUAAGGAUUUGGGUACAACACCCAGCCAAGCCCCUGCCCGCCAUCGUGCCAAGGCUGAAGGAUCCAAACUCACUUGUAUCAAAAUUGUGACAAAAUCCCCAAAGGGAGACUGCUAUGCCACAUCCAACACUACAGUUGAAAUUAUCCCAGGUGUGGAGAAGCAGAACCUAGUAGCUCGUAAAAUUGUGAAGAUGACAAAGCAACCCCCAAAGAAGAAGAAAACACCCCCAUCACGGGAAAAAAAGGUUACUCGGACAAUCCUUGCCAUUCUAUUGGCUUUUAUUGUGACCUGGACUCCCUACAAUGUCAUGGUUCUCAUCAACACUUUCUGCUCCAGCUGUGUUCCUAACACUGUCUGGACUAUUGGCUACUGGCUCUGCUACAUCAAUAGCACCAUCAACCCUGCUUGCUAUGCUCUCUGUAAUGCCACCUUCAAAAAGACAUUCAAACACCUCCUUCUCUGUCAGUACAAGAAUAUUGGAGCAGCCAGAUGAAAAAAAAAAGUUUUUUUUUCUUUUUUCAAUUACUUUUCUAUGUUAACAAAUCUUAUUGUAGCACUUUACACAAAUGCAACUGCAACCAAGCGAGAAGACAUGAGUUGGUAAUUUCUUAUAUGUCAUGUGAAGAAAACAAUUGCGUUUUUAGAUAUUAAGUUUGCAGAUGGACAGAAAAAGCACUGAAUAAGGGAGAGAUGAGAAGUUAUCUCAGAGAAGUUAUCUGCAUGCCAUACCUGACCAUAUACAAACACAAAGCACAGAAAAUAAAACAUACAUGUUAACAAAUUAAGCAAACUAAAGCAUAUAUAUAGUUAACUAGGUACAGAACUGAACUGUUGCUCAUAUUCAUAUUAUUUGCCAUUAAAAUUCACAUAGGCACACAGAGACAAACAGAGAAACACACACACAAACAUGCAUAUUGACAACUUUCUCAGAAACUGUAAAGAACAUAACUAAAAAGUCUUCAAACUUGAAAAAAGGAAGUGCUUCUGUGCUACUAAAUACAACACACAUUUUAAGGGAAAAUAGGGCUGACUGAAAUGACAAACAGUGUUUGUAUUUCAGUAUAAAACAAAUGAAAUACCUGUAUAUAUAGUAUUUGUCAAAAAUAAUGUAAAGACUUUACUCAUAAAACUAUGAAUGGAAGAUGAGUAAGAAAGUGAGGAAACUGGGAUGAAGUCUUUGAAGAGACGCACACAGGAGGGAUUUUCUUUCUUUAUUCCCUGUGAUUGUGUCACACUUGCAGCCAGUGUGGUGGGGAACAUAGUAGCUUAUGUGUCUGUGUGUAUGUACAGUAUAUGCUUUUGACAGCAAGUGGCCCAAGCAAGUUCCUUCUGGUUUGUCCUCUACAAAAGAGUCUCUACCAUAGUUUUAUGCUCUGUCAUUAAUGGAAUAUCUUUCCUUUACUAUCUCUAGUGAGGCUUGAUUCACCAUAACUUGACUAUUUGUUGAAUAUUUAUACCCAGCACCUCACUACCAAGGCCACAUGCAAUGCAAUACUUAGCCAUUUUCCACAUGACAUUCUGUUAACUUGGCUGAUCCACAUUUUAGAAUGGUUUUGCUACAAAUACAGUACAUUAUAAAUAUAAUUAUAAUAUUAAGCACAGCUUUAUUUUAGUACUGUGACAAGCUAUUAUUCAUUAGGAUUCACAACACCCAAGAAUUCAAUGUAAUUAAAAUGUUUAUUGAGUGUUUUAGUCAAAGUAAAUAUUGGCUUAACCCUCUUGACUGAGGAUCAGCCUCCUGGCCGCAGGAAGUGGAGACUAAGACUCCCAUGUGGCGUGAGAUGUGACCCAAAAGGGCCUGCAAAGGUGGAUAUGGAGUGGAAGAGGGGUGCAAAAGACAAAUGUGAGGAAAGAAAAGGCAUAUAUGUAUGGUAUUUAUCAUUUCUAAGGUGAGGUAAUGACAUUAAGGAAUGAUUAUGAUUCAGGGCAGCUGAGGCUGUUUGAACUUGGCUGUUGUCAUCCUUCCUGCACUCGUUAUAAACUCCAUUAAGGGAUUCUCUUAUUGUUUAUGAAAUAUGUAAAGUGCUUAAUUGUGACAUUGUCUGAAAAAAAGAAACAAAUUGUUUUUUUCUCAAAGAAAAGAAAGUUCUCCAAAAUAGCUGCAACGUGGUAUAGAGCAUCUUUUAUAGUAUUGCCUUUAGGCUGCUUGUCACCCACUAUAAAGGUGUAUCAUUAACCAGCCCACAGUAACACUACAGCCAGUUUGUGGCUAGGCUGGCAUUAAUGUUCCAGUACCAAGAUUAAUAUUCAUUAUAACAAAACUCUCCUGGUUGAGUUGUAAACCAUGGCCUCCUUCAAAAAGUAGACAAACCUUUUAUACUAAAGUAUUAAUACUCACUCAAUACUAAACUGUAUAGUCACUUACAGUAAAUACCAAAUGAGCAAGAUUUGAGCAAGAUUUCAACCUCCUCUCAUUUGAAACUUUCUUACUUUUAUAGCAACUAGUGUUUUACUCAUAUAAAAGUAAAAAAAGUAUUUCAAAAUAUGAAAAUUUAAAACAAUAUUAAAAUAUAGUUUUAAAUAUCGGAUAUCUUAUUUUUUUGCUUUAAAUACUUAUCUGAAACCUUUGAAAGCUACAGCUCCUGGCUGUCAAGGGACUAUAACUGAACAUGGAUAUUAAGAGGAAAAAAAACAUGCAGUAUAAAAGUCCUAUGUAUUUCUUUUGUCUGGCAGGAGAAAAUAUGAAAUCACAUGUUACCAUUCUUUGGAGAUAGAACAUCUCCUGCUAGACUAUAUGACAUUAAUUAAAGUGAUGUUGAGCAAGAUAGUGAAAUAAAAUGAUUUUCAGCAUUGCUAUUUUUUUAGAAUUGAUCCUACUGCUGUAUACCACCUUACCUGUUCAAUUUUAAAACAAAAUCAGAGAACAUGUUUACAGUAUGUGUUGAAAUAGAUAUUUCUCAUGCAUGCUACAAAAUAAAUACAAAGAAAUGCAUGGCUUGUACCAGAAAGUAAUCAUAAAAAUCCAUAUAAUAGUUUUUUUAAACACAAGUCUGUCAUUGUGCAUUCUGGAGUAAGCUUUCUUUAAAAAGUGAGCUAGAGAUGCUAUCAAAUUACAGAAAUAGUUCUUUUUAGGUACAUGCCAUGCUGCUAACACAGUUACAUUUACAGAGACUUAAAUGAGUAAGAUUACGACCUCUCCAAGAACACCUACAAUUACAUCUAGAACUACAAUCUAGAAUAUUAUUA
Molecule: messenger RNA, 5086 nt
Organism: Lepisosteus oculatus (spotted gar)
Lineage: Eukaryota; Metazoa; Chordata; Actinopteri; Semionotiformes; Lepisosteidae
Gene: chrm2a
Product: cholinergic receptor, muscarinic 2a
Biological process (GO): regulation of heart contraction; adenylate cyclase-inhibiting G protein-coupled acetylcholine receptor signaling pathway; chemical synaptic transmission
Cellular component (GO): plasma membrane; dendrite; synapse
Molecular function (GO): G protein-coupled acetylcholine receptor activity; G protein-coupled serotonin receptor activity
Source: RefSeq, a predicted model, not a curated record